Ixodes scapularis (black-legged tick) is the source of this 2868-nucleotide messenger RNA. RefSeq names its product probable ubiquitin carboxyl-terminal hydrolase MINDY-4. Lineage: Eukaryota; Metazoa; Arthropoda; Arachnida; Ixodida; Ixodidae. The transcript is spliced from 16 exons. Gene Ontology annotation, biological process: protein K48-linked deubiquitination. The record is from RefSeq and is a predicted model, not a curated record. Gene Ontology annotation, molecular function: K48-linked deubiquitinase activity; cysteine-type deubiquitinase activity. Bases 105 to 2366 code for a protein of 753 amino acids.
AGAGGCCGCGAGUACGUGUGUAAACAAAAUAUGGCAGCGCAAGUUUGAAGUUGUCGCGACCGUUCGAACCGCUUCUUCGCGGCACUAUUCAACAAUUUCGAGACAUGUUCGAUGAUCGCGCCGAGCACGAGGCUUCCAGCACGUCAGCAAAAUGCGUGGAAGACAUCUCCUGCUGCAUUGUGCGAGAAUACCUGUCCAGAAAGGGCCUCAGAAACACGCUGUCCAAAAUGGACCAGGAAUUGCCGAGGGGCGAAGGCUGCUUCUCUGCGAGAGAUCAGCUAAUCAGAGCGGCCUUCAUGGAGCGUCUAGUCCGGGAUAACAAGGCAAGGGACUCGCCCUUCCGUGCACUGCUCGAGAUGCUCGUCUGCGAGAGGCUGCAGAAGAAAGGCGUUAAGCCCAAGCGGGCGCAGACCGCCACCCAAGAGCGGAACGGGGCCACCAGCCCCACACGUGCAGAGGUGAACAAUAACACCGCAUCGUCAAACUACCUGUCCCUGCCACCCAAACGGGAUGUCUACCAGUCAGAGAGCAGCAGCUCCUUGGACUCCCUGGAUGCCACGCUCCCGCCCAACAGGACCCCCGCCGACACCGACCGUCCGCAGUCUGCGAGGGGGAGGCGGCAGCCAGGGGGCUUUGUCAUCCGCCGACCGUCCAGAAGCGACAUCGAGUCUGUCCACAAGCUCAUCUCCAAAUCGCAGCAGUACCGCGAGCCGCACCGCAACGCCAGUGCAGCCAUGCAGCGGAUGGAGGAGGCCCUCAAGGGUGACCGGUUCCACGAUGGCGAGGGAGACAAGUUGGAUGUGGACAAGAUGCUUGGGAAGUAUGCCAGCUCCGUCGUCAUGCCGGGAGGGCCGCAGCUCCUGGCCAGGUCCUCUCUGCACAACAGCCUGUCGGCGAGGAACGGCGAACGUGGAAGGACUGCCCUCAGGCCUGACAGCGUCUCUGCUGGCAAACCUCCUCCGCUGCAUGUGCCCCGAGUCGCGGCGUUUCCCAGUCUGAAGCAGGAGCCUUGGACGGGUUCGGAGGACGAUCCGUUGGGAGAGAAGCUGCGCGGCAGUCAGGUUAAAGGCUCGCCAACGUUGUCGAGGAAGACUUUUCUCUUGAGAAGUCAGAGUGCUCCUCGGUUAGAUUCCAAUCGGAGGAUACUGAGAACUGCCGGACCCGAACCCUGCUCCGAAGAAGGCCCUGGUCACGGUGAAGUGGAGUCUGCAGCGCUGAGGUUCAAAGCAGGGACAGACGACAUUGAGAUCAGCGAUGUCACCGAUCAGGAGACCUGCAUAGACCGUUUCGUUGUUUCCCACAAGCUGGUCAACUUCCGGCCAAUCACCGUCGAGGAAGCGACUGAACUGAAGCAGCUCCUCUUCGGGUCACCAGAUGGGAAAUUUGGUGAAGAAUGGGCCUCACAGGGUUUCACUUUCACAAAGUCAAAUGCUGUUCCAUAUGGCCUUCUGCAGAAAAAGGGAGGACCGUGUGGAGUUCUGGCAGCGGUGCAAGCAUACAUGUUGAAAGAACUUCUGUGGCCGGGCACGAGCGAACACAAGGAUAAUAACAGCUUUGAGGUGGACGUCCCCAGAAGGAACGCUGCGCUUGCGAGGGCUCUGGCAUAUAUUUUGUGGCAAGCUGGAGACUUCGAGAAGGCUGUGGUGGUCAACCCGUCUGGUGUGAGGGUACUAAGUGUAGCGGGGCCACUGACGGCCGAUGGAAUCACCGAAACCUUAACCGUGUCUACAUUUACGUCGAAGACGGCUCUUCAAGAUUUUUACAGUUCGUGCGUCUUCAAACUUCAGGAGGAGAAUUGCUCGAGCUGCGUUUCUUUUCUGAUAUCUGUUGUGAUCACCCACGGGUUUGAGAGGAUAAGAGGUGAAAUGGACGAACAAAACAGCUGUCUCAUCGGAAAGCAUAGUCACUGCAAUCAGGAGGUGGUGAACCUGCUGCUUGUUGGCCGGGCCGUAACCAACGUCUUCAACGAUGAAGUGUCCCUCGGAAAAGAGGAGAAGACUGUGCUCAGGGGCAUCACCUCGGUCUCAAACAUUGGCCUGCUCUCGCUUUACGAGCACUACAACUCCUGCCAGGUUGGCUCCUACUACAAGGACCCCAGGUUCCCCAUCUGGAUUGUGCUGAGCGAGAGCCACUUCUCGGUGCUCUUCUCCAAGUGCCGCCUGGCGCUGGACCCCGGAGAGCGGCAGUUUGAGCUCUACUACUACGACGGCCUCAACAAGCAGGACGACGAAAUUAGGCUGACCGUCGAUCCAAAUGCUGGUGUGACGGACGACAACAUUGUGAUGACGCCACCCUUGGAGUUGUGCAUCAGGACGAGAUGGAAAGGUGCUUCUGUCUCCUGGAACAAUGUAGAACCCUUGCUGUGAUAAUGCUUGGCAACUAAUCAACCUACCCACCAUAAAUCUCUAGUCCAAGAAAAUUUUUUUUUAAAAGAGGCUGCCUAGUGAACUUGCUGUACAUAUAUGUUUUAAUCUCCAGGUUCCUAGUUGCCACAGACCUUCUAGUGCUUUAAUAAAUUUGUUAAUUUGCACUACAUAGGAGAGGUUUACAAAUCAUUUUUAUCCUGCAUAUUCUUAUUUACAAUGUUCUUCACACAUUGUUUUGCUCACUAUUGAUACUUGGUGGUUCGUGUGCCGUCAGAUAGUCAUAUCUACUGUGUAUGGGGCAUCUGGUACUAGCAUGUAUUGGAUCAAAGCACUCCAAGCACUGGUAUUCAAUUUGAAAAUUUUGAUCAGGAUCUGGGCAUUGUUUAGAGUUGUGUGCCAUUUGAAAGCAAUAUUUUUGUUUACACAACAUUUGUAGGUGACAGCUCUGCUCAGUGUGUUUAUUUAAUACCAUCAUUCUUGUCAAUAAAACAAAUGAAAUCAA